Molecule: messenger RNA, 14286 nt
Organism: Adineta steineri
Lineage: Eukaryota; Metazoa; Rotifera; Eurotatoria; Adinetida; Adinetidae
Source: the annotation of a GenBank genome assembly
AUGUUUUCACGUACAAAAGUAGCAGCAACAAAAGGAUCGACUGUGCAGAAAGAGCAGCGGCUUAUGAUUUCGGGUCGAACAGAAGCUAUAGCAUCGUCUGGUCAACAAAGAAUUUGGUUUCAUGAACAACUAUACUUUCAUGCUUCUGAUCUAUCCGUCUAUAAUAUUGUAGUUCCAUUAAUAAUCAAACAAGGUUCACUCUCAAUUGAACGGCUACGCUCGGCCUUACGGUCAGUAAUUGAACAACAUACGAUUCUCCGUACCGCUGUUCGCUUUAAUCCAGCAACUAAUCAGGUUGAACAAUAUAUUCAACCUGUUACUGAUGAUAUUUACUUAUUCCAACAUUCACGAGGAAUAUCGACAGCGGAACAACUGAAUAGUCUAUUAACGGAUGAAUCCAUUAGGAAACACUUUGAUGUGGAGACGGGAAGAGUCGUAAAAUGCCAUGUCGUGGAGCGCGGUGAUGAAAGUGAUGGUCAUUCAUUACAUGAAAAUGACCUCAUUGUUUUUACUAUCCAUCACAUAGCAUUUGAUCUCACCUCAAGCAAAUCAUUCGUUAAAGCAUUUGAGCGCGCAUAUUGGAUUAAUGCACAUCAUCAUUCAACAUUAUUGACUCAGCAAUAUAUAGACUUUGCUCAGUAUGAACAGGCAAUGCUAGUUGAUAUGAAUCCAAAUUCAAAAACGAACAAGGCACGUCGAUUUUGGUCCGAUCUUAUGGAUGGUUAUGAUUGGAAUCGCAUACGAGCCUUUGUGUCUACUGAAAUUAGAUAUAACCAAACUCGUUCUGGCCGUGGUCAUUCGACUGUAUUUGUCUUCGAUCAACGUGUUGUCGACAACAUGAUGAUGUUUGCUUCAUCCAAUAACAUUACUAUGUUUUCGCUGUCAUUCGCCUCUUUCUAUGCAUUCUUAUUCAAAUUACUCAAAAAUGAAGAGGACUUAUGCGUAGCAAGUGUUGUAGCUAAUCGUUUUAAUCAAGAAACAAAAGAAAUGAUCGGCAUGUUUGUUAAUAUUCUACCAUAUCGAAUACAAAUUGAGCCAAAUAAAUCAUUUAAUCAUUUCGUGCGAAAAGUGCAACAACUAAGUACUGAUAUUCUGGAACAUGCGUCUCUACCAUACCAAGAGAUCAUUGGUCUACACGAUAAACAAAAACGUCGGCGAUUGCCAUCAACAUUCUUUGAAUAUGUCUCUUUAAUGUCAUCUAUGACACAAAAAACUACAGUGGAAUCAACUGUAGAUAAAGAUUUAGUUCUUGGUAUAUACUAUGAUCGGGAUCGAAGUCGCGGUAAUGGAUUAGCUAUAUUCGAUAUGUCUGUCACAAUAGCACAUGAUCAUCAUGCACGAACUACAGAAUGUGUUAUUGAUUGUGCAGUUGAAAUAUUCCAAAGUCAAGCUAUUGUUAAUGAAGUUGCAAACCGUUUUCAACAUAUGCUUACACAACUCUUUUGCUCUUUCAUGAUCGAUGAACCUAUCUAUAAUCUAUCCAUUGUUUCUUCAAACGAGGAAAAUCUUAUUCAUCAAUUCGACAAUAAACAUAUAGAUUCGUCCAACUCAUGCACAUCUACCAUUCAGGAAUGCUCAACUAUCGAAAAUCAAGUGUCAAUGAUUGAUGCAAGUUUAUUUUGGUUUGAUAUUCUUCGUGAUUGUAAACUUAAUCAACCAUUAUCAUUACCAUACGAUCGAAAUCGUCUUAUGAAUCAACAUCCAACUGAUCAGACAAUAUCAGUCUCUUUUGAUUUCGGCCAAGAUCUUUCCCAUCAGUUUAUCACCUAUGUAUCAUCAAAUAAUAUCAAACAUGAACAUCUAGCAUUUGCUACUUACUUUAUCUUCUUAUUCAAAUUAACGAAUGGUGAAAAAGAUUUAUGCAUUUCGAUGAAUAUCUACAAUCGUUAUAAACAUGAACUAAAAUCUAAAAUUGGAUUAUUCAAGAAUAUCAUUCCAUUACGAUGUCAACUAGAUCCUUAUUGGUCUUUCCAGCAACUACUUGAGCACGUAGAAGAGACAACAAUGAAGAGUUUAAAAUAUUCUUACUUUCCUCUUCAACGUAUUCUCAGUCAACAUCCAAAUGUUUCAAAACCAGCAUUUCUUGAUAUAUCAUUUGAUUUUAUAUCAUCAAUGACAAAAGAUGAGAAAAAUAAAAUAAUGACUGGUGAUAGUCAACUUUCUUCCAUACCUUCCACGAUGAACAUUAAUGAUAAUGAGAUUAGAAAUAAGUAUGAUUUCUCACUUCUAAUCGAACAUGAUCUCAAUAUCAAUCAACUCUCAUGUACAAUCAAUGCAUCACUUGAUUUAUUCAAUGUAGAAACAAUCAACAAAAUAUCUCAACGAUUUCAUUCAAUCUUGAAACAAUUAUUUAUAUCUGUUGAUGAUAAAAUGAUUAAACCAAUCUAUGAAAUAUCAUUAACAUUAUCAAGUGAGAGAUUACUCAUGCAAUCAGUGAACAAUACACAGGUCUCAUUUCCAUCUUCUCUUACUUGUAUUCAUCAUGGAUUUGUUUAUCAAGUAAUGAAACAUCCACAAAAACUAGCUGUUGAACUCGAUGAACAAUCUUUGGCAUAUUGUGAACUUCUAUAUUAUGUUCAAGUGUUAUCUUUAACUCUUCUUAAUGAGUAUCUUAUCACUCCAGGUGAAAUCAUUUGUCAAUGUGUAGAGCGGAGUGUGUCAAUGGUAAUUGGUAUAAUGGCAAUUGAAGUGGCAGGUGGUGUUUAUGGUCCAUUAUCACCGCGAGAUCCAAAACAUCGUUUGGAUGCUCUUAUACAACAGACACAAAGUCGUUUUGUUCUUGCUCAUCAGUUAACUAAGACCAAACUCGAUGGUAAUAUUAUUUUACUUAGUAUUGAUUCAAUAUUAAUGAGCCAUGCCACUGAAUGUGUUAUUGAUGUGACUCGGCUAUCGAAAGUUGCAACAGUUUCAGAAGAUGUCGCGUACAUUAUUUUUACAAGUGGUUCUACUGGGACACCAAAAGCAGCUCAAACCAGGCAUCGGAACUUCACAAAUUUCGUGCGUUCUAUACAAAACGCUGGUGUAAUAAACGAACAAGACACAGUGUCUCAAAUAUGUGCUCCGACAUACGAUGUACAUGUCAUGGAAAUCAUGGGUAGUUUACUUUUGUCUGCGACCGUUGUGAUGUUACAUCCAUAUGGCAAUAUGGAUUUUGAAUAUUUUGCUCACACACUGCAACAUAAACAGAUUACAUGUCUUGCACCUGUUCCAACCUUCUUAAAUCAUUUGUGUGAUUUUCUUGCACAACCCAAUCGCUAUGCUUUAUCAUCUGUACGAUCACUUUGUAUUGGCGGUGAACCAUUUUCACUAAAACUCGUUUAUCGCCUCAGAAACCAUAUUAAAAGCGAGUUUUACAUGCACAACAUAUACGCACCGGCUGAAUGUACCGUUGUGUCGAUAUGUCAUCGCGUUGACACCAAUUCUGUUGAGAACAACAUUCCUCUUGGUAGUGUUCUGGCUAAUGAACAAUGCAAGGUUCUAGAUAUUUCUUUGCAGCCUACACCGAUCCGAGAAGAAGGAGAAUUGUUUAUAGGUGGAGUGGGUGUAUUUGCUGGUUAUCUUGGUCGUGAUGAUUUAACCGCAAAAGCUCUUCUUGAAAUAGAUGAUCAACUAUUUUAUCGAACAGGUGAUCUUGUUAGAAUGGAUAACAAUGGUCUCCUUCAUUAUCAAGGAAGAAAAGAUCAUCAAAUCAAACUACAUGGACAACGAAUUGAACUUGGUGAAAUCGAACGAUGUUUACUUGACAUUACAUCCAUCUCUACUUGUGUUGUUAUGAAAUGGAAUGAUGAUUAUUUAGUUGCUUAUGUUCAAUCUUCUUUUCAUACGAAUGAAGAAGAACUACGUCAACAUUGUCAAUCUCAUCUUCCACCACAUAUGAUACCAUCCAUAUUCAUUAUACUUGAUAAAUUACCUUUGAAUCCAAAUGGAAAGAUAGAUCGGAAACUUCUUCCCCCACCUCAAUUCUCAUCUAUGCAGCUCACAAACAGUACAGAACUAAUACUACCAACAAAUGAUAAUGAAGUUACUAUUCAUCAUAUUUGGUGUGACUUAUUCAAACGAAAUCAAAUCUCAACUGAUACAAAUAUAUUUACUAUUGGUGGUCAUUCAUUAGUUAUCAUGCAACUCUUUCAUCGGUACAAGAUCGAAUUUCAUUUAGAAACAAAUACUCUUUCUAUUACUGAUCUAUUUCAACAUCCAACAAUUAUUCAUCAUGCUCAGCUCAUCCACCAAUCUAUCAAUACUAUCCACACUCUGGAUGAUCAUCCUUGGUCUUCAUUAAAUCUCAUUCAAGCUAGCGCAUCAUUUGCACAAGAACGAAUCUAUUUAGAUGAACAAAUCCGUUUUUCAUCCAACAAUACAACCAUGAAGAAUAUGUAUGUUAUUCCAUUGUUUUAUCGAAUAUCAUCUAUGAAGGAUGGUGUAUCAAUCACUCGAUUACAUCAUGCAUUUCAAAGUGUGAUCACAAAACAUAAUAUUCUUCGAACAGCACUUUAUAUUGAUGAUACAAAUGGUAAUAUUAUACAGCACUGUUUAGAUGCAAAUAUCAUUCUCAACGAUGAUAUAAAAUCAUAUGGAUUGACAGUCAUUAAUCUUCAUGAUGAUGAUUGUCGCCAUAUGAAUGAAAUUAUUGCAGAAACAUUAAAUCAAUCUGAUUUAUUUGACUUAUCAAAAGGACAUGUUAUUCGUUGUCAUAUUCUUCGCCAAUCUCAUUAUUCUCAAGAUAAUGUCUCAUAUGAAAACGAUGAUUUAUUGACUGAAAAUGAUCACUUAUUGAUUAGUAUUCAUCAUGCAAUGUUUGAUGGAGCAUCAACAUCAAUUUUUCUUCGUGAUCUUUCUCUUGCUUAUCAAUCGAUUGACUCUUUAUCUAUGGAUGAAAAUAUACUGAAUUACAUAGAUUAUUCUAUUCAUGAACACAUCAUGGAUAUGUCAUUAUCUCGUGAGUUCUGGCAUUCGCAACUUGAAAGAAACAAUAUCGAAUGUUCAUUAUCAUUACCAGUUGAUCGACGACGUUCAUCAACGAAUCAACAACGAUCAGGUUUAGCUUCUACAGCUCAAAUCAUUUUCGAUAACGAAAUAUGCACAUCAUUUCUCAACUAUGCAUCAUCACAUCAUCUCACACUUUUUCAGCUUGGAUUAUCCAUAUUUUAUGUCUUCCUAUUCAAAUUAUCUCAUGGUGAGACUGAUCUAUGUAUUGGUUCUAUCAAUGCUAAUCGAUAUCGAAGUGAAUUAGUGAAUAUGAUCGGAAUGUUUGUUUCAACAGUACCAUAUCGUAUGCAACUUGAUCCUAGUUGGUCAUUUGAUGAGGUAGUAAAAUAUGUCCAAGAAAAAUGUUUAUCAAUUCUUGAACAUUCUCAUUAUCCAUUACAACAUAUUCUUGGUGACAACCGAUUAAAUCAGUCGAAUGUAUCAUUUCUUGAAACAAUGUUUGAUUUUAUUAGUGUGUCAAAAGAUGUCAAACAUCUAUGUUUGAAUGAUGUAAAUUUAGAAAAAAUAUCAUUGGAGCAAUCAACUGAAGUGUCUAAAUUUGACUUUUCAUUAACGUUUGAAUACAAUCCGUUAUCAGAUAACAAGAGAUUAUCAUGUAGUUUUAUUUGUUCAAGUGAUUUGUUUGAAAAAUCAACUAUUUCAAAAAUAGCUCAAAGAUUUGAAUAUAUGUUUGAGCAACUAUUUCAAACACAACCAAGCAACACUACUGUGAUGAAUGUGAGUUCAUCAAUUAACAAACUGUCUCUUAUUCUUCCUGAGGAAGAUGGAGAAAUGGAAUUAGCGGUGUUUCAUCGAUUGGAAAAUAUUGUGAAUGAAGUACCAGCAUCAUUUGCACAAGCUCGUAUUUGGCUCGACGAAAGAAUUCGAUUCGAUCCAGACAAGCCUCAAGUAGCAAUCUAUAAUAUGCCUUUUGUCUAUCGUCUGCAAUCAGGUCAUACUUUAUCCAUUAAACAACUUUGUCAUGCUCUUCAUCUUACUCUUAGCAAACAUUCCUCACUUCAUACAUCACUUCAUUUUGACAUCGAAAAGAAUCAACUUAUGCAACAAGUUAUUACUCAUGAAGAUAAAAAUAAUCGUAAUAAUAGUAUGUUUUCAAUCAUCGAAACCGCUUAUGAAACAGAAGAACAACUUAAUGAGAUUUUACACGACGAAAAACGUAAUCCUCAAGUUUUUAAUCUUUCUCAGGGUCUUGUCUUUCGAUGUCAUAUUAUUUAUUACAAACAAAUCUCUUCAAAUGAUCUACUUUCUGACAAAGAUCUACUUAUCUUUAACUUUCAUCAUGCUUUAUUUGAUUUUCCAUCAAUGAAAAUAUUUCAUCAUGAUCUCAAUCAAGCAUAUACAACAGGUAUAUUAUUAUAUGAUGACAACACUAAUCUACGUUAUCUCGAUUACGCUGCUAUUGAACAACAGAUGUCAAUGACCGGCGCAAGUAUGUUUUGGCUUGAUGUUCUUCAUAAUUGUAAACUCGAUCAACCUUUGCCAUUACCAUUUGAUCGAUAUCGUCUCUCAAAUGAACAUCGAACUGGUCAUGGAACAUGUAUUUCAUUUGAUUUUGGUCAAGAUCUUUCACAUGACUUUCUUAUUCAUGCAUCAUCAAAUAGCAUAUCACUUGAACAUCUUGCACUUGCUACUUACUUUAUCUUCUUACUUAAAUUAACGAAUGGAGAAAACGAUUUAUGCAUCGGAAUAAAUACACAUGGGCGAUAUAGAGAUGAAUUGACUUCUAUCAUUGGAAUGUUUGUGAAUGCCAUACCUUUGCGAUGUCAACUCGAUCCUCAUUUAUCAUUUCAUAAAAUCACUAAGCACGUUCAAAAUAACAUGAUAAACUGUAUUAAAUAUUCAUAUUUUCCUCUUCAACGUAUUCUCAAUCAGCAUCCAAAUAUAUCAAAUCCUGUAUUUCUCGAUACAGCAUUUGAAUUUAUAUCAUCCAUGACAAAAGAUGAGGAGGAUGAAAUAAUGAUUGGUGAUAGCCGAUUCUCUUUACUACCUUAUUCAAUUAAGAUUAGUGAAGAUGAAAUCAUGAGUAAAUUUGAUUUUAUUCUUAGUUUUCGACAUGAUAUGAAUCUAAAUGAACUCUCAUGCACUAUUAAUGCUUCACUUGAUCUAUUCAAUGUUCAAACAGUUUGUACAACUGGACAAAGAUUGCAGACAAUGUUGCAUCAACAAUUCACAUCUUUUCAUAGUCAAAUAAACAAACCUGUUCAUGAAUUAUCAUUAACAUUAUCAAACGAACAAUAUCUAAUGCAAUCAUUGAAUAAUACACAAGUAUCAUUUUCAUCUCCUCUCACUUGUAUUCAUCAUGAGUUUGUAUAUCAAGUAAUGAAACAUCCACAAAAACUAGCUGUUGAACUAGAUGAACAAUCAUUGACAUAUUGUGAACUAUUACAUUAUGUUCAAGUGUUAUCUUUAACUCUUCUCAAUAAAUAUCUUGUUGCUCCAGGUGAAAUAGUUUGUCAAUGUGUUGAGCGAAGUUUAUCAAUGGUAAUAGGUAUUAUGGCAAUUGAAAUGGUUGGUGGUGUUUAUUGUCCAUUAUCACCUCGGGAUCCACAGCAUCGUUUGCAUGCACUCACACAACAAACUCAAAGUCGUCUUGUUCUUGUUCAUGGUUUAACUACGACGAAAUUUGAUGAUGAUAUUAUUUCACUUGAUAUUAAUUCACUAUUAACGAGCCAUGCCAUUGAAUGUGUUAUUGAUGUAACCCGACUAUCGAAAGUUAUAACAGUAUCAGACGAUGUCGCAUACAUUAUUUUUACAAGUGGCUCGACUGGAAAACCAAAAGCGGUUCAAGUCCAGCACAAGAACUUCACUGGAUUUAUGUCCUCGUUAGUUUAUGGUGAUGUAUUGAAUGAAAAGGAUACAAUUCUUCAGAUGGCACGUUGCUCUUUUGAUGUACAUGUUCACGAUAUAUUGGGCAGUUUUAUGACUGGAAGUAGUCUAAUUAUGCUGCAUCCAAGAGGAAUUAUGGACUUUGACUAUCUUGCCAAUGUUAUGACAGAGAAGAAUAUUACUUGUUUUGCUUCUGUCCCAACUAUAAUUAGCAAUUUCUUUACUUUUCUACAACAACAAAACCAUCAUAAUGUUGCUCAAUACUUGCGAUCAAUUUGCAGUGGUGGUGAGCCUUGCUCUUUGAAACUAAUAAAUUUAAUGUUAAGUACUGUGAUGCACACUUGUCGACUAUGGAACAUGUAUGGUCCAGCUGAAACAACAAUUGAUUGCACGUUUCACCUUUUCCAUAAUACAACAGAGACUAAAAGUUUUCCAAUAGGCAGACCGCUUUCAAAUUAUCAAAAUGUAAUUUUAGAUCAAUUCUCACAAAAUGUGUUUAUCGAUCAAGAAGGUGAACUGCUUGUGGGAGGAGUGGGUGUCUAUGCUGGUUAUCUUGGACGUGAUGAUUUAACUGCAAAAGCUCUUGUUGAAAUAGAUGAUGAACUAUUUUAUCGAACAGGUGAUCUUGUUACAAUUGAUAACUGUGGUCUUAUUCAUUAUCAAGGAAGAAAAGACUAUCAAGUCAAACUACAUGGACAACGAAUUGAACUUGGUGAAAUCGAACGGUGUUUACUUAACAUUACAUCUAUUUCUUCUUGUGUUGUCAUGAAAUGGAAUGAUGAUUAUUUAGUUGCUUAUGUUCAAUCUUCUUUUCAUACGAAUGAAGAAGAACUACGUCAACAUUGUCAAUCUCAUCUUCCACCACAUAUGAUACCAUCAAUAUUUAUUAUACUUGAUAAACUACCAUUGAAUCCAAAUGGAAAAGUAGAUCGAAAACUUCUUCCUUCGCCUCACCUCUCAUCCAUGCAUCUCACAAACAGUAUAGAGCUAUUACUACCAACAAAUCAUAUUGAAGACAGUAUUCAUCGUAUUUGGUGUGAGAUAUUCAAACUUAAUCAGAUCUCAACUAAUACAAAUAUAUUUACUAUAGGUGGUCAUUCAUUAGUUAUCAUGCAACUAUUUUAUCGGUACAAGAUCGAGUUUCAUUUAGAAACAAAUACUCUUUCUAUUUCUAAUCUUUUCCAACAUCCAACAAUUAUUCAUCAUGCUCAACUCAUUCAACAAUCUAUCAAUACCGUCGACACUCUUGAUAACUCUACUUGGUCUACAUUACAUUUUAUUCGAGCUAGAGCAUCAUUUGCUCAAGAACGAAUCUAUUUAGAUGAACAAAUCCGUUUUUCAUCCAACAAUACAACCAUGAAGAAUAUGUAUGUUAUUCCAUUACUUUAUCGUAUAUCAUCUAUGCAUGAUCAUGUGUCAAUUACUCGAUUAUAUCAUGUAUUUCAAAGUGUGAUCACAAAACAUAAUAUUCUUCGAACAGCACUCUAUCUUGACACAAAUGCUACUAUUAUACAAGACUGUUUAGAUACAAAUGCUAUUGUUCAUGAUAAAAAAUCAUCCAGAUUCACAAUAAUUAGUCUCCCGAAUGAAGAACAUGAACAGAAUGAAAUUAUAAAGAAGAUUUUAAAUCAAUCUGAUUUAUUUGACUUAUCAAGAGGACAUGUUGUUAAUUGUCAUAUUCUUCGUCGUGAUCAGUUAAAUCAUCCAUUCACUCAGAAUAAUGAUCUAUUGACUAAAGAUGAUCGAAUACUGUUUACCAUUCAUCAUGCUUGUUUUGAUGGAGCAUCGACAUCAAUCUUCAUUCGUGAUCUUUCUCUUGCUUAUCAAUCUAAUGGCUUGCUACCUACAGAUGACAGUUCAUUACAAUAUAUUGACUAUUCCAUUCAUGAACACAUAAUGGAUAUGACAUUAUCUCAAGGAUUUUGGCUAUUAGAACUCAAAGGAUAUAAUCUCACACGCCAAUUAUCAUUACCGGUUGACCGACAACGUUCAUCAACUAGUCAACAACGAUCAGGCUUAGCAUCCAUAGCUGAAAUCAAUUUUAAUAAUGAGAUAUGCACAUCAUUUCUCAACUAUGCAUCAUCACAUCAUCUCACACUUUUUCAACUUGGAUUAUCCAUAUUUUAUGUCUUCCUAUUCAAAUUAUCUCAUGGUGAGACUGAUCUAUGUAUUGGUUCUAUCAAUGCUAAUCGAUAUCGAAGUGAAUUAGUGAAUAUGAUAGGAAUGUUUGUUUCAACAUUACCAUAUCGCAUUCAACUUGAUCCACUUUGGUCAUUUGAUGAAGUAGUUAAAUAUGUACAAAAAAAAUGUUUAUCAAUUCUUACACAUUCUCAUUACCCACUUCAACAUAUUCUUGCUGAUUUACAUCUCACUCAAUCAAAUGCAUCAUUUCUUGAAACAAUGUUUGAUUUCAUCAUUAUAUCAGAUGAAGAUAAUGAUUUAUCACCAGCAUCAUUUGCACAAACUCGGCUAUGGCAUAAUGAAUGUGUUCAUUUCACUCCUCACAUAUCGCAAGUGCCAAUCUACAACAUGCUUUUUGUUUAUCAUCUACACUCACAUCAUACUUUAUCAGUACAACAUCUUCGUCAUGCUCUUCAACUCAUCGUGACAAAACAUGAAUCCUUUCGAACAUCACUUGUCUUCGAUACAGAAAAGAACCUAGUCAUGCAACGAAUCAUUGAUAUGAAUAACAACAAUAAACAACUUUUUACAUUCAUUGAAAGUUCUUAUGAAACACAGGAACAACUUAAUGAUACUUUGCACGAUGAGAAACGAAAUCCUCAUCUUUUUGAUCUUGCUCAAGGUCUUGUCUUUCGAUGUCAUCUUGUUUACUACAAACAAAUCUCUUCAAAUGACCUACUUUCUGACCAAGAUGUAGUCAUUUUCAAUUUUCAUCAUGCUUUAUUUGAUCUUUCAUCAAUGAAUAUCUUUCUUCAUGAUCUUAAUCAAGCAUAUUCAACAGAUCAAUUAUUAUAUGAUGACAACACUAAUCUUCGUUAUCUCGAUUAUGCCGUUAUUGAACAACAAAUGUUAAUGACUGGUGCAAGUAUGUUUUGGCUUGAUGCUCUUCAUGAUUGUAAACUUGAUCAGUCUUUAUCAUUACCAUUUGAUCGAUAUCGUCUCUCAAAUGAGCAUCGAAGUGGUCGUGGAACAUGUAUUUCAUUUGAUUUUGGUCAAGAUCUUUCACAUGACUUUCUUCUCCAUGCAUCAUCAAAUAACAUAUCACUGGAACAUCUCACAUUUGCUAUUUAUUUUAUCUUCCUAUUUAAACUAACUAAUGGACAAACAAAUUUAUGUCUGGCUAUAAACAUCAAUAAUAAUCGAUAUAGAGAUGAACUCAAAUCAAUCAUUGGAUUGUUUGAGAAUGUCAUCCCAUUACGAUGUCAACUAGAUCCUCAUUGGUGUUUUCAUCAAGUACUCAAACACAUUCGUGAGAUAACAAGCAAUAGUAUGAAAUAUUCAUAUUUUCCACUUCAACGUAUUAUCGAUCAACAUCCACAUAUUACUAAAUAUGCAUUUUUGGAUACAUCUCUGGAAUUUAUAUCAUACAAGAAUAAUAAAACAAUGAUGAUCGGUGAUUCUCAAAUUAUUCCAUCAUCUUUCCCGUUCAACAUUAAUGAAGAUGAGAUAUUAAGUGUCUACGACUUCUCUCUCUCAAUUCAUCAUGAUUUGAAGAUGAAUCAACUAUUAUACACAAUCAAUGCGUCACUUGAUUUAUUCAAUAGAGAGACAGCGGAGAAGAUUUCACAACAAUUGCAUUCCAUCGUACAUCACUUAUCUGCAUCUAUUAUCGAGAGUCAAAUAAACAAACCAAUCUAUGAAGUAUCAUUAACAUUAUCAAAUGAGCAAUAUCUAAUGCAAUCAUUGAAUAAUACACAAGUAUCAUUUUCAUCUCCUCUCACUUGUAUUCAUCAUGAGUUUGUAUAUCAAGUAAUGAAACAUCCACAAAAACUAGCUGUUGAACUAGAUGAACAAUCAUUGACAUAUUGUGAACUGUUACAUUAUGUUCAAGUUUUAUCUUUAACUCUUCUUAAUGAAUAUCAUGUGCUUCCAGGAGAGAUCGUAUGUCAAUGUGUUGAGCGCAGUUUGUCAAUGGUGAUUGGUAUUAUGGCAAUCUUAAUGGCUGGUGGUGUUUAUUGUUCAUUGUCGCCUCAAGAUCCAGAACAUCGUUUGCAUGAAUUCAUACAACAAACACAAAGUCGCCUUGUUCUUGUUCAUUGGCUGACAAAAAUGAAGUUUAAUAAUGAUAUUGUUUUAGCUAAUAUUCAUUCGAUACUCGCUAAUACUGAUGUAAUGAGCGAUGCUGAGUUUGAUCAUCUAUCAAGUAUUACAGUCACAUCUAAUGAUAUUUCUUUUAUCAUUUUCACAAGUGGUUCAACUGGAAUACCGAAAGCGAUUCAAUAUCGCCAUGAAAAUUUUAUUCGUUUUAUAUAUUCGUUUGGGAGCGUUACCACAUUGAAGAACGAUGAUUUGGUUAUCCAGAUCGUUCGAUGUACUUAUGAUGGUCAUCUCCGGCAAAUAGUUGGUAUUUUAUUAAUUGGCGCUACAUGUGUCAUGCUACAUCCAAGAGGAAUGACUGAUUUUGAGUAUUUAGCUGGUGUGUUUUAUAACAAACAGAUUACACAUUUCAGUACUGUACCAACUUUAAUUCAAAGUUUUUUCAGUUUCCUCAUGCAGUAUAAGAGAAUAUAUGUUGUAAAGUAUCUCCGAUUACUUUGUAGUGCAGGAGAAGUAUUUCCUUCUAAGCUGAUCGAUCUGAUCCAAGAAAGCAAUAUUCCCAAUUGUACUUUAUGGAAUUUAUAUGGUCCAGCUGAAGCUACUAUAGUUUCCACCUUCUAUAGAGUACAUCCUAUGCCUAAUACACAAAGUAUUCCAAUUGGUACACCACUUUCUAAUUAUCGAUGUAUAGUUAUAAAUGAAUAUUUACAACGAUCAAUCACUAAUCAAGAUGGCGAAUUGUUUAUAGGAGGUGUUGGUGUCUUUGCUGGUUAUCUUGGCCGUGAUGAUUUAACUGCAAAAGCUCUUGUUGAAAUAGAUGAUCAACUAUUUUAUCGAACAGGUGAUCUUGUUACAAUGGAUAACUGUGGUCUCAUUCAUUAUCAAGGAAGAAAAGAUUAUCAGGUGAAACUACGUGGACAACGAAUCGAACUUGGUGAAAUCGAACGAUGUUUACUUAACAUUACAUCUAUUUCUUCUUGUGUUGUCAUGAAAUGGAAUGAUGAUUAUUUAGUUGCAUAUGUUCAAUCAUCUCAUGUCAAUGAAGAAGAACUACGUGAACAUUGUCAGUCUCAUCUUCCAUCACAUAUGGUUCCAUCAGUAUUUAUUAUACUUGACAAAUUACCUUUGAAUCAAAAUGGAAAAGUAGAUCGAAAACAAUUUCCUUCGCCUCAAUUUUCUUUAUCAACUUUGUUAUCUUCCGAUAAGUCUGAUACUCCUCUUAAUCAGUUCGAAGAACGUAUACAUACUAUUUGGUGUCAAGUUCUUCAUUCUAAUGAAAAUCAAAUUUCUGCAACUACCAGUUUUUUUAGUGCUGGUGGUCAUUCACUUCGCUUCAUCGAACUUUAUUAUCGUUAUCAGUCAUUAUUCAGUUUUGAUGCUCAUUCACUCUCGAUUGGUCUUUUUCUUCAGCAACCAACUAUUCGACAACAUGCACAACUACUUCAAACACUUCCAUCCAAUGAUACGCAGACAACACGAUGGCAAUCACUAUAUAUCAAUCAAGCAAAAAAUAUGGAAAAAGGCUUCUCGUUCGAGACAUUAGCUCCUGUAUACAUAAAGUAUAUUGAAGAAAUCCAACAUGAUGGUCCAUAUAACUUUCUAGGCUGGAGUUUUGGAGGCAUUUUAUCGUUUGAAAUUUCUCGUCAAUUGAUUAAUGCUGGUGAGAAGGUUGAUAAUAUUUUUAUGAUCGACUCAUUUUUUAAUGUUCUUGCAAAUGUAACAUUAACAGAUAAGAAUGUCCUUGAAAUCAAUUGUGGUAGAGGUGCUGGUACUGCAUGGUGUGCUCAUACUCAUGCAUCUCACUUUUAUAUUGGAAUAGAUCCCUCUCAAGAUGUCAUUAAUUUAUGUCAACGACUGUAUUCGACAACUCCUCGACUUUCAUUCGUGGUAGCUGAUGCAACAAAACAUUUACUAUUCGAAAAUGAGUCAAUUGAUAUUAUUCUUUGUAUUGAAGCAACACUUACUUUUGGAGAACCAAUAGCAAUCACACAGUUGGCUAAUGAAGUCAUUCGUAUACUUCGUCCAAAUGGAUAUCUUCUAUGGUGUGAUUUUUGUUACAUGAAUGGAUCAGAUACAUCAGUUUAUGAUUUGAUAGCAAAUGAUGAAUUAAUUAUUGAAGAAAAGAUUAAUAUUACCAAGAAUGUUCUUCAUGCACUUGAUAUUCAAAAUAGGUCUCGUACUGAUUUCAUUCAACGUUAUAUUCAACCUGCAGAUCAAGAAUAUUGUCGUUUAUUGGCUGGAUUAUCUGGUACUUAA